AUGGAGAUAUCCGACAACAAAUCGGAGCCGUUCAGACUGCUGGACCUACCAAAAGACAUUCGCCUCAUGAUAUACGAGCACUUACCGUACACCGAGAAUCGACACAACGUCCCGCUACAGGAUCGAAACCACCACAUAACCCUCGUCAACUGGUCAGUUUCUGGAAUACGGAUCUUGGGCACGUGCCGUCUAAUCAACGAGGAAGCAUCUUACAUCCUCAAGCCACGAAUGAAUCAAGUCCUGAGAUGGCCACCGAGGAUUUUCGUUGAGGCGAAGCAUCUCGUUGGUUUGAUAGCGCUGCGCGAUGGCUUCAAGUACCCAUAUGACAUCCUGGACAAGCUUUUCCAAGCCGCAGAUAUGGAUAUAUACGUGGAAGUUAUUCAACGUUACCGCCAAGGUCGAUAUAGUAAUGAAGCACUGAGGACGAAGUUGGGCAUGCGAAAUAUCGUCGACAAAGGCGAUCGCGAUACCAUGAGGGCAGUGGCGUCGUUCAUGCUCCGAGUAGCGAAAUGGGUAAGCACCAAGCCUUUCAAUCUGGGCCUGUCGCAUCCACCCCUGCUUGUAGUUAUCGAACUCCCUUCUACAUUCCGAUCCGGACCGAUCACAACGACUACCUCCCGAACAAAGGCCCUGUACUACCGAUUGGUCAAUGGAAUCCAUCGUCGAAGCCGGGUUCAGACUGGGACAGCGAGGCUUAACUGGCUCGUGCGACGGUUUUCCUUUGAUGCGGCACUAAAGGGCAAGUUCUGGAGCACGUUGUCUAUCAUGAUCCUGCUGCAAUAUACAAAAGAUGGAACCGGCAGUAUGAUUGAGGUGCCACGGGCCACAGAGGAUGGCAUCCGGGCAGCUACAAUUAUUGGAGUGCAGGACGCAGAUUUGGUGGGCUGCGGGUUCCUUGGCUAUGGGGGUGUGGCUUAUGAACGGUAAGUAGAGACGCGAGGAUGCCACCAUAUUGAGUCCAGACCAUCUGGUAGUGCUGGGUAGCGGAGAAGCUUGACUGUAUUCGAGCAGCAUUG
This is a messenger RNA of Cucurbitaria berberidis CBS 394.84, 1016 nucleotides long. RefSeq lists its product as uncharacterized. The coding region runs from base 1 to 927 and encodes 308 amino acids. The record is from RefSeq and is a predicted model, not a curated record. NCBI's taxonomy places the organism in Eukaryota, Fungi, Ascomycota, Dothideomycetes, Pleosporales, Cucurbitariaceae. The transcript is spliced from 2 exons.